AUCAAACAAUUUUUUAAAAAAAAAACAAUGAAGUUGUUGUUAACAUUGGUAGUGCUGUGCACUAUCGCCUCGGUCGGAAUGGCCGAUUUCUCUGAGACAGAGAGGACCCAGCUGGUCAACCAGAUGAACACUAUGAGAAUGAGCGUAGUGCCCCUGCCCGUCGACGGCGGCUACCAGUACUUGAACUGGAACGCCACACUCUUGGACAACGCCAACACCCUCGCCAACGCAUGUGGCGCCCGUUACAUGUCUGAGGCUGCUGCCGCCGGCACAUUUGGUGAGAGCGUCGUCACCUUUGACUACGACCCCUCGCCCGCCAACGUCAUGCAAGCCCUGACCAUCGGCAAGAACUCCUACAACUUUGAUGACAAUGCAUGUGAUGAUGGCGUCAACUGCCAGGCCUACACCAACAUGAUCUGGGCUAACUCCCAAGAGGUCGCUUGCUCCAAGGUCCAGUGUGCCGACAACAACUUCAAGGUUGCCUGCAACUACUACCCAGCCGGUUCCUUCUCUGGAAUCCAGCCAUACACCGCCCAGGACCACGCCUCAGCUUCCAAGCUGGCCACAUCCAACUUCAACGGUCUGUUGAGCUUCAAGUCCAACAAGAUGGUCGACGCUGAGGAGGAGGAGCUCGUCUCCAAGGUCCGUGUCCCAUCCACCGGUUCGUUCGACUGGAGAAACCAAGGUGUUGUCGCCGUGCCAGAGGACACCAAGGACUGUGGUUGUUCAUUCGCCUUCACCGCCGUCGGAAUCGUCCAGUCACGUGUUGCCAUGCGUGAGGGAGUCCGUCCAAACCUCAGCAAGCAGCAGAUCCUCGACUGCUCUGAUGCCAUCAACCCCAACUACUGCACUGGAGGCCGUCUCAACGACGCUCUGAUCUACGUCCGUGACCAAGGUUUGAUGAAGGAGACCGACUACGGAUACGUUGGAAACUCUGGCUCGCUCGACCGUCAGUGCCACUAUGACAAGAACAAGGUUGUCGUCCGUGGUGGAUACGUCCGUUUCUCUGAGGCCAACAAGGACGACAUCAUCAACAAGUGCCGUACCUUCGGCCCAGUCGGUGUUGCCAUGCUCGGAACCAACGACUUCUAUGACUACCGCUCAGGUAUCUUCCGUUGCGACGGUCCAGUCACCAGCACCAACCACUCUGUCUUGCUCGUCGGCUACAACCAGGAGCAGAACUACUACAUCGUCCGCAACAACUGGGGCACCCAAUGGGGUGAGAACGGAUUUGGCAAGAUCUCUGCCGAUCCAAACUCUGACUGUGGUAUCAGCAACAACCGUGCCGGUUCCAUUGACACCGUCAAC
This is a messenger RNA of Acytostelium subglobosum LB1, 1308 nucleotides long. RefSeq lists its product as hypothetical. The annotation marks the transcript as partial. NCBI's taxonomy places the organism in Eukaryota, Evosea, Eumycetozoa, Acytosteliales, Acytosteliaceae. Gene Ontology annotation, cellular component: lysosome. Gene Ontology annotation, molecular function: cysteine-type endopeptidase activity. The transcript has a single exon. The record is from RefSeq and is a predicted model, not a curated record.